AUGGCCGAUCAGAAAGAUAGAUGGUCUACCAACGCUUAUCAGCACUCAGCUUCUUUUGUCCCCAAGCUAGCAACAAAAGUUGUUCAAUGGCUUGAUUUACAGAAAGAAGAUGUCCUACUUGAUAUCGGAUGUGGAGGUAUGUACUUGAGUCCCAACUUGGACCAUAGACCUGAGACUGAUCGUCUAGAUGGCAUCUUGAAUGCCGAGUUCGCAAAGAUCUUGGCACAGGGAAGCGGUUCGAUGCAUGGAGUUGAUAGCUCCGCUUCCAUGAUUGAAGCUGCCAGAGAACUGUGCAAAGGUUCUCAGAACGCUACCUUUGAUGUAUUGGACGCUACGCAGCUUGUCUCUAAGCCAGAAUUACAAAAAGGAGCUUUCACCAAGGUUUUCUCUAACGCAGCCAUGCACUGGAUUCUCCGCCCAGAAGAUACUCGUGCUCAAUUCUUCAAGGGUGUCUACGCUUCACUGGCCCCUGGUGGUUCAUUCGUCUUCGAGAUGGGCGGUUUCGGUAACGUUUCUGAAAUGCGAACUGCUGCUCUUAGUGCUGUUGGUCGCCGCAUUGGUAUGCAAGCCGCUCUUGCAGCUGAUCCAUGGUUCUUCCCUGACGAAGCAUGGGUCACAAAGGCGCUGCAAGACGCAGGCUUCGUUGUUGAACGGGCUGAGCGGGAGUGGCGGCCAACACCAACUGACAAAGGCGGUGUUGAGGGUUGGAUUAGACUCAUGGCAAGUCAGUUCAUAGAUGCCAUUUCAGAUGAGAAGGAGAGGGAGGAAGCUGUGCAGGAAUGUGUGGGCGUGCUGAGGGAGGUCUGUCGUAAUCCUUCUGGUGGGGAGACGAUACACUAUGUGAGGCUCAGAGGCGUAGCGAGGAAGCCUGAAUAG
Molecule: messenger RNA, 876 nt
Organism: Fusarium fujikuroi IMI 58289
Lineage: Eukaryota; Fungi; Ascomycota; Sordariomycetes; Hypocreales; Nectriaceae
Exons: 3
Coding region: 1-876 (291 amino acids)
Source: RefSeq, a predicted model, not a curated record